AUGCCAAGCAAAAAACUAGACGUUUUGCCUGAUAGCUAUCCGCUCUUGAUCCUUUCCAAGGCUCGACUUAUGACGUUAAAACCCCCAUCCUUAACCAGAUUACUAGAUGCCGCAUCCAACCCCCCGGCGAUCCGGUCAGACGAACAAAUGACAAAUGCUACUCCUACUCUGGCAGCUCUCCAGCCGUCAAAUCCCGUAGGCAACUGCAUUGAAAUCGUUGAUGACAGUGACCGCAAUGGCAUCCAAGAUGCUUUGUUUAUCGUUCUUGACGCCUACUCACCCAGCUUCACCCAGAUUCAGCCUCGCAGCGGGGUGCCUUCCAUAGGCCAAACCAUGAUGCUAGCUGCGAAUUUGCCAGUCUCUCUCAGCCAUGUGCUCGUUAGUUCUGAUGAGUUUGUCGACACUAGUGAAGUUAGAAUAAUUAAAUCAAAGUGGGAUUCCACAAAGAAAUUGACCCUAACAACCACAAACAGGUCACACACGAGUAUUGAAGAUAUAGACAGUAUCAUCCUAGCCCGCUCCUUCUCUAGCGUAUCUUGCGCUCCGUCUGCCACCGCUCUUAUCGUGCAAAUCACUCUAGACUUCCCCGGGAAUGAAUUAGAAGAGAUGAGUACUAAGAAUUCAAAUCGCCAAUAA
Molecule: messenger RNA, 636 nt
Organism: Lindgomyces ingoldianus
Lineage: Eukaryota; Fungi; Ascomycota; Dothideomycetes; Pleosporales; Lindgomycetaceae
Exons: 7
Coding region: 1-636 (211 amino acids)
Source: RefSeq, a predicted model, not a curated record